CAGGAUCACAGGUUUUUGUUACUGAGUGUCAGGCAGUUAAUUACUUACUAAUACUAAUGGAAGCAGAAAACGCAUUCAAACAGUGGAAGAAGCAGUGCAUAAACAAGAUAGAUUUAAGCAAAAAGGGCAGCAUAGAUGAAGAUAUUGUCAGUAUUGUAACAUUUAUUAAUAAUAAUGAAAAUUACUUCACUACAAGUUCCUGCUCAGGAAGGAUCAUCCUUAUAGACGGGGUAUCUGACUGUGUGGAUGUACAAAAACAGAACUGCUCCUGGUUGUUUGUCACUCAUAAGAAGUGCACAAAAGAUGAAGUGACUGCUGGUUUGGAGAAAUCUUCCGGAGACGCUGUGUUUAAAUUCGAGCCGUGUGUUCUUCAUGUACAGUGCAAAAGACUAGAAGAUGCUCAACGUCUGCACUCUGUGGCCAUAAACUCAGGGUUCAGGAACUCUGGAGUGACUGUUGGAAAGAAAGGCAAAAUCAUCACGGCUGUACGCAGCACUCACUGUCUGGAAGUUCCUCUCACACACAGGGGAACAGUCCUGGUUUCUGAAGAAUACGUUGAUUUUCUUGUUGGAGUCGCUAAUAACAAAAUGGAAGAGAAUCUUAAGAGGAUUAAAAGGUUCUCUGAGUGUUUGAGAUCUGAGCUGGAACCAGUUGAAGAUAAAUCCAGUAUAAAGAAUGACCGGUUAGAUGAGAAACCAGUGUACAGGCGGAGGAGGAAGAGAGUACAGGACACUUCUGGAUCAGACUGUCCCAUCAAACCUCAGAGCGAGAGCGAUCUGGAUAUCAAACCGACCGACUGAACACUUGUGAUCUACACCAAACAUUUUGAUUCCAGUCUUAUUCAGAGCUGAGUGGUAAUGCUUCGUACCUCUUUCCCCGCUGUAGGAGGGGUACACGGGGGAAGGGUCGGUUUGGGCAGCUGCGUAGGAUCCGUCCACGUUGUUCGUCUCUGCCAGAUGGUUCCUCCUGAAGAUCAAGUGUGGUUUGGAAGCCCAUUUCCUCUGGAUUAGACGACUUUACUCGUGAGGAUUAAAUCUGUAAUGGCUCAUUUGAGAGAUUUGGCUCAUUAGUAGAUCCGUCAUGUUUCAUACCAGUAGGUUUUACAAAUAAAAUACAUGGUUAGAAGUG
Molecule: messenger RNA, 1128 nt
Organism: Trichomycterus rosablanca
Lineage: Eukaryota; Metazoa; Chordata; Actinopteri; Siluriformes; Trichomycteridae
Gene: tyw3
Product: tRNA-yW synthesizing protein 3 homolog (S. cerevisiae)
Exons: 6
Coding region: 57-800 (247 amino acids)
Source: RefSeq, a predicted model, not a curated record